Notothenia coriiceps (black rockcod) is the source of this 315-nucleotide messenger RNA. RefSeq names its product pulmonary surfactant-associated protein D-like. The transcript is spliced from 7 exons. Bases 31 to 315 code for a protein of 94 amino acids. Lineage: Eukaryota; Metazoa; Chordata; Actinopteri; Perciformes; Nototheniidae. The record is from RefSeq and is a predicted model, not a curated record. Gene Ontology annotation, molecular function: extracellular matrix structural constituent conferring tensile strength. Gene Ontology annotation, biological process: extracellular matrix organization.
AAUGUAAUCCCUGAGCCUGGUGAACCUGGGAUGCCUGGAGAGAGAGGAGAGAAGGGGGAGCAAGGGACCCCAGGACCCAUGGGUCAGGGAGGGCUUCCUGGUGAACAAGGCUUUAAUGGACCAGCUGGGUUGGCGGGUCCUCAGGGAGAGACUGGACUGACGGGAGAGACCGGACGAGUUGGAGACCCCGGUCCACCAGGUAUAGCUGGUCCUUCGGGUCUUCGUGGAUUACCAGGGAAUGUGGGCAUCCCCGGGAUCAUCGGGCCUCCGGGUCCAUCCGGACAGAGAGGAGACAAGGGCUGGGCCACUCACUAG